AUGUUCUGGUCUGACUGGGGGUAUGAUGCCAAGAUAGAGAGAGCCUGGAUGGACGGCCAGCACAGACAGCUGGUCAUUGGGGACAAGGUCAUCUGGCCGAAUGGACUGACUGUGGACUUUGUGCUGGACAGGCUGUACUGGGUGGAUGCAAAGUUUGACCACAUUGAGGUGGCAGACUUUAAUGGGCAACACAGGCGAGUGGUAACAAGCAGGGGCAUGCAGCACCCAUUCAGUGUCACAGUAUUUGAGGACACCCUGUAUGUCUCUGAGUGGACUACAGGCACAGUGACAGUACUUAACAAGUUCAGUGGGGACAACAGAACCUCUCUGCCUGAAUUAUUCCACAGACCAAUGGGGAUACAGGUCUAUCACCCUUUACGACAACCUACAGUGUAUAAUUAUUGUGAACCCCUCCAACCCAAGUGUAGUCACCUCUGUCUGCUGAAACCAGGUGGAGCCAGCUGUGCAUGUCCAAGAGGAUACACACUGGAAGCUGGUCACUUGUGUCAAAUUACAAAAACCUUUACCAGUGGUGCAACACCUGAGAUUUCUGGUAUUAGUUCUGUCGCUACUACUCCUGUUUAUCUGGACAGAAAAAAUACAAUUUCUUUAUCUGCAUCCACUGCCAAAAGUUUCUUUGGUCCUAGUACAAAAGCUGUGCAUGAGUCAAAUUUGGAACUCCUUAGACCUCAAGAAGGGGUUACUGAAAAACAACAGACGGCAUCAACCAUGACAACUGAAAAUCCUGCAGUGCCAAGAGGUGGGUCCGUUGCCAUUGACACUGAUGUUACCAUGACAAUUCCAGUGAGUUACAAACACCCUAUAGCAACACACAAAGUGACACCUCCCACUGUGACAGCCAGGAAUCAAUUGGAUAAUGUAAAAGGAGAGUCUGGGGAUGAUGUAACAACUGUGAGUAGUACAACUACAAGGACACUGAAUGAACAUAAAGCACAAGGGGCCCACACAAAAUCAGUUUCCAUGGUGACAGUUCAAGUCCCCAGUAAUGGACAUCCAGAGAGAGAACAUGUGGAUAAUGAAGGCCCUUCUGUAAACAAUGAUUUGCCAAACAAAACCAAACUAUGCAUUGCCACAUGUUUAAAUGGAGGAAAUUGUGAGGGAGGCAUUUGUGUAUGUUGGAAAGGUUUUACUGGCCCCAGUUGUGAGGUCAUGAUCUCAUCCAAUCUGACCAAUGAGAAACCCGAGGGGAAGGAGGAAGCUGGUGACCUGAGCAUUGUAGUCAUCCCCGUGAUGUCUGUCCUGGUUGUCAUCACGGUCAUCAUUGCUGCUGUGUCCUGUUAUUGUAAGAAACAGAGAAUGAAAUCACAUCUUCUCCUAAUCAAGUAUAGCAACAGACACAACCAAGUAAAGCAGACGGAUGAAGAACACUUGGUAGAACAUGCCUUCCAUAACCCUGCAUUUGCUAGUGAAGAAGAUGAAAGUGAUCACCAGAAUGCCAGUCUUCACAAUUCACAGUGUACCAUAGUCACGUCUUCGGAUUCAUCUGACUCCGCUUUCACUGAUGAGAAAUCAGAUGAACAAAAUACCUGAAGCUAGCUAGCCUAGCAAACUAGUUUAUCCACAUGAAUUGACACUCUUCUGUCCAGUACAGUAUU
This is a messenger RNA of Lingula anatina, 1616 nucleotides long. Its product is annotated as vitellogenin receptor. The record is from RefSeq and is a predicted model, not a curated record. Gene Ontology annotation, biological process: receptor-mediated endocytosis. Gene Ontology annotation, molecular function: hormone binding; calcium ion binding; protein binding. Lineage: Eukaryota; Metazoa; Brachiopoda; Lingulata; Lingulida; Lingulidae. Gene Ontology annotation, cellular component: apical plasma membrane; plasma membrane; signaling receptor complex.